Pocillopora meandrina is the source of this 1431-nucleotide messenger RNA. Lineage: Eukaryota; Metazoa; Cnidaria; Anthozoa; Scleractinia; Pocilloporidae. The record is from the annotation of a GenBank genome assembly.
AUGGGUGACAAAGAAAGCGAAGUUAGCUUAUGCGGUGUGCCUGAGUGGUUCGGACUCCCAGAGAACAGCACAGCUUCGUACGUAAACGAUAUCUUCGUCGCCGUAUUUACAGCUCUCUUGUGUUGUUUCGCAAUCUGUAGCAACUUGCUCAUUAUUGUGACAACUGUGAAAACUCCGUCAUUACAGAAGCCAUGCAAUAUUCUGCUGUGUAGCUUGGCUGCUGCAGAUUGGCUUACUGGUCUAACAUCUAUGCCAAUGUUCGCCGCUUUGAGGUUGAUAAUUCACCGUGUUCCCUCGACAUGCAGUUAUCAAGAAGACCUUUUUACCGCCUUCUAUGCGUCUAUCAUGUUAACAUCUGGAUGGUCGUUUGCUUUUUUAACUUUCGUCAGCUUUGAUCGCCUCAAUGCAUUGUCAAGACCAAUUUCCUACCGUCUGCGUGUAACUGUCGAAGGUAUUUCAUUCCUUUUAUUCCGUAUUUAUAACUUAAGCAUCAGCACCUUCAGAAGGUCUCAGAAUGUAGGUUGUAUAAUAUCCAAGCUGACUUACAGUAGAAAACUUUGCUAAUGAUUUAACUUCCACUGAAAAACUUUUAGGAGACUCAAAUAAAACAAUUUCCCUAAAAACUGACUCGCUAGUAUUUGAAUAAGAAGCGGACUCGUCAGAUUAUUGAUGCAAAACUCCAGGAAGAAGAAAUUUACAGAUGUAAAUGAAAAGGAUGAGCUUAAAGGGAAAUUCUUCAGCAGUAAGUUUCCUUGAAAAGUGUACUUGACAAGUUUUCUUCCGUAAGUGUGAAGCAAGCAAUUUUCUUUUCUUAACUCGUACAGUUAUCAAGUGACACUUCAUGCCCAUGUGAUAGAGACCUCACACGAGUUAUCUGAUACAUAGAUGUUCUUAAUUCUCUUAGGGACAGUAAAGACGAUGUCUUUUAUUGGAGUAAGUUGGUUUUUGCUAACAAUCUUAGCUCAAUUACUCCUAUCCUCGAUACUGGAAUUAGUAUUUUCCAUGACAUUGAUAGCCAUGUUCAUAAUCAUCCCGACUGUAAACCACAUAAGAAUGUACCUAGCAAUCCGCCGCCACAAUAAGGAGCUCAGACGAUCGGUUGCAUCAGUGAGGCUGACAACUGUGUUACGAAGGGAGAAGAAGACUGCCAUUGAUAUGUUUGUUAUUACUAUGGUUCUCCUGCUGUGUCUGGUACCGGCAAUUUUGAUCAAGCCGACACAGGUUCCUUUCCCAAGAGUUUACUCUUUUUUGCAGCCUUGGUCCAUAGCAAUGGUGUUUUCAAACUCUGCUUUGAAUCCCCUGAUUUACACAUUAAGAAACCAAAGUCUUAGGGAUGCAAUGAGGAAUGUCAUUCUGAGGCGAAAUAGGAGAGCGAUUGGAAUUAUUACCAGCGAGAGCGGUGGCAGAACUCAGGAGCUGGUCAUGUUCUAA